Eurypyga helias (sunbittern) is the source of this 296-nucleotide messenger RNA. RefSeq names its product chymotrypsin-like protease CTRL-1. Gene Ontology annotation, molecular function: serine-type endopeptidase activity. The record is from RefSeq and is a predicted model, not a curated record. The transcript has 2 exons. NCBI's taxonomy places the organism in Eukaryota, Metazoa, Chordata, Aves, Eurypygiformes, Eurypygidae. Gene Ontology annotation, biological process: proteolysis. The annotation marks the transcript as partial.
CCCAAGCCUUGGCGGUGCGCCUGCAGCAGGUAACCCUGCCCCUGAUCUCCCGGAACCAGUGCAUGCAGUACUGGGGCAACCGGAUCACCAGCUCCAUGCUCUGUGCCGGAGGGGUCGGUGCCUCCUCCUGCCAGGGUGACUCCGGCGGACCUCUGGUGUACUGGAAUGGGAAUGACUGGACCUUGAUCGGCAUCGUCUCCUGGGGAAACAGCAACUGCAACGUCCGCACGCCCGCCAUCUACACCCACGUCAGCCAGUUCCGAAACUGGAUCGACUACGUUGUUGCUCAGGGAUAG